Molecule: messenger RNA, 2283 nt
Organism: Acanthochromis polyacanthus (spiny chromis)
Lineage: Eukaryota; Metazoa; Chordata; Actinopteri; Pomacentridae
Gene: ptpn2b
Product: protein tyrosine phosphatase non-receptor type 2b
Exons: 10
Coding region: 172-1395 (407 amino acids)
Biological process (GO): protein dephosphorylation
Molecular function (GO): protein tyrosine phosphatase activity
Source: RefSeq, a predicted model, not a curated record
GCAUGCGCACACGCCUCCUGUUCGGAUGACAACUGCACCAGGGAGAUAACGGACAAACAUUUAGCGAGAGUUCGCUAGCAGAGGGAAGUGAUAACUGUUUGACUGAAAGCUUGUCUAAUCGGACGAAAGUAAUGAGGUAGAUAGCCAAAUAAUUAACUAACCAAACCUUGCAUGGAACAGUCCGGCGUCGCCACCGUGAAAAUGGACCAGGAGUUUGAAGACAUAGAUUCAGAGGGCCGGUGGCAAAAACUGUACUCAGAAAUCAGGUGUCAGUCCCACGAGUGCUCCUACAAAGUGGCAAAGUACCCAGAGAAUCGCAACCGAAACAGAUACAGAGAUGUCAGUCCAUUCGAUCACAGCCGGGUGAAGCUUGAAAACACAGAAAAUGACUACAUCAAUGCCAGUCUGGUAGUGAUGGAGGAAGCCCAAAGAAGUUACAUACUAACUCAGGGCCCCCUCAGAAACACUUGUGGCCACUUUUGGCUCAUGAUUUGGGAGCAGCGGACCAAGGCGGUCAUAAUGCUCAACAGAGUCAUAGAGAAAGGCUCGGAAAAGUGUGCGCAGUACUGGCCCACGGCUGAGGAGAGGGAGAUGGCUCUAAGGGACACACGCUUCUUGGUCACACUGUUGUCAGAAGAUACCAAGUCUUACUACACCACCAGAGUGCUGGAGCUGCAGAAUAUUAAUACAGGGGAGAAGAGGGAGAUCUACCACUUUCAUUACACCACAUGGCCAGACUUUGGUGUCCCCGAGUCCCCGGCGUCUUUCCUAAACUUCCUCUUCAAGGUGCGGGAGUCGGGAUCAUUAGGGGUCGAUCACGGACCAGCUGUAGUGCACUGCAGUGCUGGAAUUGGACGCUCAGGGACGUUUUCAUUAGUCGACACAUGUCUGGUCCUGAUGGACAAGAGGAAGGACCCCUCAUCAGUGGACAUAAAAAGCAUCCUGUUGAACAUGAGGAAGUACCGCAUGGGUCUGAUCCAGACCCCGGACCAGCUUCGCUUCUCCUACAUGGCGGUGCUUGAAGGAGCCAAGUUCAUCAUGGGAGACUCCUCUGUACAGAACCGAUGGCGAGAAUUAUCCAAAGAAGAUCAGGAGCCGUCGUCGGAGUCUCCCCCCUCCGCUCAGCCUCAGGCCAGGUGUCCGACGGAACGAUACAACGGCAGCCAGCGAGCCAGGCAGCUGGAGGAGGGAGGUGACUACAGACAGGACGCCAAAGUACCUGCACAGUCUCCCUGCAAGGAACCGGAGCUGGACGGCAGCACAACAAAGUCAGUACACAAAAGACCCAGAGAAGACAGUAUCUCCAAAUCGGGAACAGCCAAGACACCCCAAAGCAAGUCCAGGACGAAUGACUCAGAGAAGAAGCGAAAAAGGGCGAAAACCAGCGACUGCUAACCGCCUCCACCUGCUGCGACACGACUACAGCUCUGGCAGCAAAACCAACAUCGGCAGGGAACUCCAGCUCUCUCCUAAACUCUGUCCUUCUUCCUCAACACCAAACCACUCUUCCUCACCCUCACCUCGACAGCUAGCUCUCCUCUCGUCAUCGUUUUUUGUCCUUUUUUCUUUUGUUUUUGUCUCAGCCAAGUAGCAUUAUUCAACCACGGCUCACCUCCUCCUCACAGCUUUACAGUUUCUCCUCCUCUUCUCUAAACUGUUUACAGUGAACACUGUGACAUUCUUUGAAGACAAACACACCAGCGCCCCCCCCCAGGCCGCACCUCUACCGCUGACAGCGCUGCUUCCGGAGUCGGAUUUCGAUUAAUUUUUAUUUUAUUUUUUUGUUUUCGUUAGUACCAUUAUUCACAGCUUUCUCAUUCUUCCACGCUUCUUUGCAUUUAUACAUUUAGGACUGAAAAUAGGGGCUAUGCAUUGCCAAUUUGUAAUGCUGUUCAUAUGUGUAUUUUUGGAAGACAUUUUUUUCAGAGGCAAAAAUGAAAAUGUUCUAUUUUUUAUAAGAAAUUACUUGAAGUUUUUCAGGUGAUGUGGGGUUGGUUGAAUGAAAAGCACUGCCUUCCCCCUCCUAAGAAAUUCAGUGGCAUGUAAUGUUUCCAUGAUGUACAUAGUGUUCUUUUUAAAAAUAAGAUGUGUAUAAAAAGACAUAUUUUUGCUUGUAAAAAAAACUACCAAAAAAUCUAAAAGACAAAAGCUGAUGUUACAGAUCUGAAUACAGUGGAAGCUGAUUUGAUGACUUGUUCUUCUUUUGAACUGAAUUUGUCUUAAGUUUCUUUCUUUACAGUGUAAUCUACAAAUAAAACUGGUAUUAUCUAGUUUCCAUACAAA